AUGAGACUAUUAUAUGAUCAUCUACAAGUUCGUUUGCCAUAUGCAGAUGAUGAAGAAUAUAUCGAUUUAGGUGCUGCUGAAUUAUCAUUUUAUGCUAUAUUGGUUGAAUUAUUAGGUCGAUGUGCACCAUCGGAAGAAACUAUUAAAAUGGGAAAACAAAAUGCUAUUCGGGCAAAAUCAAUUCUUAAAAGUCUUGUUUCAAUGCAUGAUCUUGAAGGUGUUCUUGGUCUUAAAUUUCUUUUAUCAAAUGAAAAUUCAAUGCCACCUGGUCUUCAGCCUUCUCAUAAAAUGUCAAUUAUACUUUUUCUUGAACGUGUCUAUGGUAUUCCUGAUCAAGAAACAUUUUUUCGUCUUAUUGAAGAGGCAUUUC
This is a messenger RNA of Rotaria sp. Silwood2, 370 nucleotides long. Lineage: Eukaryota; Metazoa; Rotifera; Eurotatoria; Philodinida; Philodinidae. The record is from the annotation of a GenBank genome assembly.